AUGCCUGUGUUCCCUUUGCGUGCUGCUCGCAUGCAGGUGCUUGAAAGCAGGGAGAUCCCCGAGGAGGGGGCUACAGAGGCUGAAAGUCCUGUUCUCGUCUCCAGUCUGGUGAGCGCCACUCGAGGUGUGAACCUGGUGGACCUUGCCGGGUCAGAGAGGGUGGCAAAGACGGGCGCGGAAGGGUCGCGGCUGAAGGAGGGGGCGCACAUUAACAAGAGCCUGAUGACUCUGGGGACGGUGAUCAACAAGCUAUCUGAAGGAGCGGAUAGGAACGGAGCGCACAUCCCGUACAGAGACAGCAAGCUGACGCGCAUCCUGCAGCCAGCACUGGGAGGCAACACCAAGACGGCCAUCAUCUGCUGCGCCACUCCUGCUCUGAGGCAUGAAGAUGAAACGCAUGGCACUCUUCGGUUCGCCCUCCGAGCAAAAUGCAUCACCAAUUGUGCCAAGGUCAACGAGAUCGUCACCAACAACGUGCUGCUCAAGCGCCAGGCGAAGGAGAUCGAGGACCUGCGGCGCAAGCUGGAGGCGUCCCACUCGCCUGAGAUGGAGCAGGAGAUCAUGAAACUGCGCAACGCCAUGCUCAAGAUGGAGUCGGAGAAGGAGGUGAUAGCGCUACAGCUGCAGGAGGAGAGGGCGGCGCACUCACAGAAGGAGCAGCGCAUCAAGGAGCAGGAGAGGAAGAUUGAGAACCUCAGCACCCUCGUUAUUAAGGCCGCUGCUGGGGACAGGCAGAACGACAGGCGGCCCAAGAAGGGCAAUCGCAGGGAGUCGUGGUGUCCCAAUGCUCGAGUGGAGAGCAGCCCAGCUGGAAACAAGGAGAACCAGCCUGGGGGGAUCAAGCGCCUGGCAUUCAUGCGCCGUGCCAUGUCCUUUAAAGAGGACGAUGAGGAAGAGGAGGACGAGAAGGACGAGAAAGAUGACAAGGAUGAGAAGCCAGAGAAGGUUCAGGGGGUGAAUGGGGCUGCGAGGAAGAGGCGGAUCAGCAGCGUGCAGAAGCUGGCAGCUCUGUGGGAGACAAGUGGGCCCAAGGAGGUUAAGGAAGAGGAGGAGGAUUCUGAGGGGUUUCAGGACGGCCAGGUGUUUCAAACUGAAGGGCGGUUUGGGUCUGGGGUCGCCCAGGAUGAGAGUGCCCGUGAUGGUUCGAAGAAGAGGCGGGCUGCACCGUGCUUUGGAGAUAAAGAGAAAGAGGAGUCGUCGCCUGUGGCAAAGAAACCUUUGCGUGGUGUGACCAUUAGCAGCACCCUGUCAGCACAAUGGAGCGAAGGGCAUGCAAAGCAGCUAGCAGAGAAGGACGCGCUUAUAGCCCAGCUGCAAGGACAGGUAGCCACCCUGCAGACCAAGGCGGACGGAGGAGCAAGCACAGGAAGAAGCGCAGAAGGCGGAGUGGCGGUUACAAACUCAGAAGAUGGAGCUGGCCGUGGUGCAGGGACGAGGGGGGAGGAGAAGGAUCAGGAGGAGUUGGCUGCAGGGGCGGGCCAGGAGAGACGGUCAAAGAGCAUGGGCACCCCCGCUAUGCUGGCGCACGGGCUUCAGGCUAAGGUGGCGGCUCUGGAGAUGGAGAAGGCGUGCAUGCAGAGGGAGCUGGACUACGUGACACAGCAGGCCAAGUCACAGGCGAGGGAGCAGGCGGAGGAGCAGGCGAGCAGCAUACAGAAGCAACAGCAGCUUCAGGAGGAGCUCGAGGAUUGCAAACGGCAGUUAGAGGAGGCACAAGCAGCUGCCACGGCAGACGCUCCGCCCUGCGACAACUGCAGCGCACUCAAGGAAGCUCUGGAAUCAGCCAAUUCCCAGCUUUACGAAACGGAGCAUUUGCUACAGGAAGCCACCGCUGAAGCAGCUCAAGCAAGAUCCGGGCCAGCAGGAGCAGCGGGACAGCUGCUGGCGAAGCAGAGGGAGCUGGAGGGGGCUGUGUGGGAGGCGUCUCAGCUUAAGAGGCGCGUGGAGGAGCUAGAAGCGAAUGUGAUUGCAGUGGAGGGAGUGUUGCUGGAGGUGAGCGGGGAGAAGGACAGCUUGGAGGAGGAGGUGGGCCAGUUGAAAGCACUGCUGGCGGAAGGGAGGGCUGGGGAAGGUGGGGAUGAUGCGACUGGGAAGGAAUGUGAUGUGAGGGGACUGGAGGAGAUGGAGAGGUUGAGGGAGGUGGUGGAGCAGAGGGAGAGGGAGCUGACGUCCACCCAUGACGCUGUGAGGAGGCUUCAUGUGGAUGUUUCCCAGGCUCUAGGGGAGAGCCUACCUGCUCCUGCCUCUACUCCUUCCAGCAAUGGCAGCAGUCUAGCUGGGAGGGCAGUGGUGGGCGAGAUGAGGGACCUGUGCGUGGCUGUUGCGCGGGUGAUCUCGGCCUUAGACACUGCCAGGAGUGAGACUGAGGAGUUAAAUCUGCAGCUGAAGCAGGCGGGGGAGAGGGAGGCGGAGAGCGAGAGGAAGCUAGCAGAGGCUGCAGCUGCAGCUGAGAGCGCCAGGCAGCUGGCCCAGGUUCAGUCGCAGGGGAAGGGAGGAGAGGAGGAGGCAGCAGUGGUAACCAGGCUGCAAGCGGAGCUGGAGGAAGCAGGGAGGGAGUUAGAAAGAGCGGUGGCUGCUCGGGAUACGAUAGAGCUGAACCUGCUGACUGCUAGGCGGGAGGCAGAUGCGAGGGCUGCAGAGAGUGCGAGGCAGGUGGGGGUGCUAGAGGAGAAGGUGAGGGUGCUGGAAAGGGAGGUUGAGCAGGAGAGGGAGGAGAGGAGGACGUGGGAGGAGCGGGCGGGGGAGAGAGAGGGGGAGGUGCGGAGGGCGGUGGGGGAGACAAGGGAGGCGGAGGGGAGGCUGGAGGGAGUGAGAAGGGAGGUGGAGGAGAUAAGUGCGAGGGUGGUGGAGAAAGAGAGGGAGCUGGCUGCUGUACAGGAGGAACUCAAGGUGGUGCUGAAAGAAAAGGACGCAGCAAGCCAGAGGGCUGACCAAGUGGCAGCAGAGCUGAAGGCGGCAAGGGCCUCAGCGACCGAGGCUCAGCUGCAGCUCGAGGCGUGUAGGCAGCAGCAUGCGGAAGAGCUGGCUGAAGCACGCAAGGAGCUUCUCGCUACCAAGAAGGAGAUGAGCUCCCUCAAGGGCAAGCCAGGGGCGGCCGAGCGUGAGCGGGACCAGCUGAGGAAAGAAGCAGAGAAGCGGAAAACCAAGAUGCUGGACCUAGAGGCGAAGCUGAAGGCAGUACAAGCGGAGAAGCUGGGUCUGCAGGUGGAUAAGGCAAACCUGGAGCGUGAGGUGAAGAGCCUGCGGAACCAGAGCAACCAGCUGGCGCGGGAUUUGAGCAAGAGGGAGCAGGUGGAGGAUAAGCGGAGGGAGGUGCAGGCGAAGGCUGUGCAGGCGGACCGGCAGCUGGCGGCAAUGGCGGCAGAGAUUGAAGAGAAGGACAGGGCGAUUGUGGACCUUCAGGCAGCGUUGGAGGCGGCAGAGGGCGAGAGGGACGAGCUGAGGCUGAGGGUGGCGGCAGCGGCGGAGGAGGGCGAGCAGCUGCAGGCAGAGGUGGAGGCGGGGCAGGCGGACCUGCAGGAGGUGCUUGCAGACUUUGAGACGGCCACCACGCAGAUCAAGGCUCUGCAGGAGAUUCGGCAGGAGCUGACGGAGCAGUGUGAGGAACUGGAGAAGGGCAAGGCAGAGGCAGAAGCUGCUGGGAAGGAGGCAGAGGGAAAGAUCGUGGUGCUGCAGGCGAGGAUCCAGCAGGCAGAGGAGGAGAAGCUGCAGCUGGAGGCAGACAUCGCUGCAGCAAGGAAGGAGCACUCUGAGCUAUCCGCACAGCACAAGGCGGCUCUGCAAGAAUUGGAGAAGGAGAAGGCGAGAGCGGCUGGUCUGGAGGGCGAUCUCAGAGCAGAGAGAGCAAAGAGCGAGCGGCUUGGAAAGCAGGCGGACGAGGUGGUGACGAUGGAGAGCAGGCUGAACACAGCGAAUGAGAGGAUUGCAGGGCUGCAGAGGCACGUGCAUGGCUUUCCUUCCCUCCCUCACCCUCUCCGUUUCCACCACAAACCACAGGCGGACGAGGUGGUGGCGAUGGAGAGGCAGCUGAACGCAGCAAAUGAGAGGAUAGCAGGGCUGCAGAGGCAGGUGCAGGAGCGGGAGGAGCAGGUGGAGCAUCUGAAGCAGGAGAGGAGGGAGGCGGAGGAGGAGGCGCGAGCAGAGGGGGAAGGAGCUGCCCUGGCUGUGAAGCGGGAGCUGGCCUCGCUGCAGAACAAGUACAGCGCUCAGAAGAGUGUGUGGCGCAAGGCCUUUGCAGAGAAGAAGGAACGGGUCGAGAAUCUCACGGGUCGACUGCAGCAGUCCGAGCAGCAGCGGAUGGAGCUGCAGCGGCUGCUGCAGUCACUGCAGGCAGAAGCAGGGAGUGAAGGCGAGGAGGAGGAAGAGGCAGGGAACAGGAGAAGGGGGAGUGGUGGCGAGUGGAGGGGGCGCAAGGAGGUGGUGGCAGUGCUGAUCAGUGCGCAGGACACAAACAGGAAGCUCGUGAAGGACCUGGAGGGCGCCAGGCAGAAGCUGGCAGAGGCAGAGAAGCAGAGGGAUGAGCUGCAGCAGGUGUUGGAUUUGAAGGAGGAGGUGUGGGAGGAGAGGGAGGAGAAGGAGAAGCGCCUGCAGCAGCUGGAGCUGGAUGUGAAGCUGUAUGAGGCGAAUCAGAAGGACUACCUCAUGCAGAUUGAGUCGCUGGAGAAUCAGGUGAGCGAUCUGGGGUUAUUUAGGUGUGGCCUUGUAUCAGGUGAGCGCCUGCAGCAGCUGGAGCUGGAUGUAAAGAUGUAUGAGGCGAAUCAGAAGGACAGCCUCAUGCAGGUUUAG
Molecule: messenger RNA, 4785 nt
Organism: Closterium sp. Naga37s-1
Lineage: Eukaryota; Viridiplantae; Streptophyta; Zygnematophyceae; Desmidiales; Closteriaceae
Source: the annotation of a GenBank genome assembly